CUCUAUCGUCCGUCUCUAGUGGAACGCGCUCCCGUGAACAAUAGCCUGCCACUUUGGGCGUAAUGACAGGCUCGCGCUGAGGAGCCUGUGACGAGUCGACUAGCCUCUCCUCUCCUCUUGUGUCCACGUCUACAGUACGACUCUACUCUGUCUUCAGCAACUGUGUCUGCAACUGUCUUGACUAUCUCCGCAGCACAGAGGGAGCGGGAAUACGUUUGGUGUCGGACUAUUAUAACACGGGGCAGGGCAGAGCAGAGUUUUCUCUACCACCGCUGAACUGUAGCUUCUAACAUUUGACGAUGCCUCGGUCCGGGCCGGUUUUCUUGAGUUUGUGCUUUGCGAAAUGGCUCGUGGUAGCUGUGUGCAACCCGGGGCCGCUCGAGGACGUGGUGGUGGACCGCUACUAUGUGCCCGAGCACUGCGCGAGGACAGUGACGGACCGAGAUUUUGUCCGGUACCACUACAACGGGACUUUUGUCAACGGAAAACAGUUUGACUCCAGCCAUGACAGGGGUGUGGCCUUGACGGUGCAGUGUGGGCGUGGCCGGCAGCUUCCUGGAGUGGAGAAGGGCAUCAUGGGAAUGUGUGUUCUGGAGAAACGACGAAUCGUAGUUCCACCGCACCUGGGGUAUGGACGCACAGGGGCAGGUGAUGUGAUAAAGCCGGACACGGUGCUGGUGUUUGACGUUGUGCUGCUGGACGUAUGGAACUCAGCUGAUCGCACCCAGACGAUCUCCCUCUCGCGCCCCCACGGCUGCGCGCGCUCAGUGCAGAGGUCCGACUUCGUACGGUUCCACUUCAACGGAACACUACUGGAUGGAACAGAGUUCGACUCCAGUUACUCUCGCUCACAGACACAGGACUCAGUGGUGGGGGAGGGGUGGCUGAUCUCUGGCCUGGAGGAGGGCCUACUGGGCAUGUGCGUAGGAGAGAGGCGGAGCCUAACUAUACCACCAUUCAACGCAUACGGAGAGAAGGGAUACGGUCUGAACGUGCCCCCCCAUGCUACUCUUCAGUUCAGUAUCCAGUUGGAGGACCUCCACAACCCCAAAGACAAGGUCACCGUGGAAACGCUGUUGCUACCGGCAACCUGCCCUAGACGCAGCCAGUCAGGAGACUUCAUGCGAUAUCACUACAACGGAACCUUCCUGAAUGGCCAGGGGUUCGACUCCAGCUAUAGUCGUAACCAUACGUAUGACACGUAUCUUGGCCGGGGGUUUGUGAUCGCCGGGAUGGAUGAAGGUCUACAAGGAGCAUGUGCAGGAGAGAGUCGACGAAUCACCAUGCCCCCUCACCUGGCAUAUGGACAGAAUGGAGCAGGUAACACCAUCCCUGGCUCUGCUGUGUUGGUGUUUGAUGUGUACGUUGUGGAUUUCCAUAAUCCUGCUGACCAGGUGGACAUCAAGAUCACACAUCAGCUAAACUGCAGCCAACGCAGCGACACUCACGACCACCUGAGAUACAACUACAACUGCUCUCUACUGGACGGAACUCUACUCUUCACCUCGUCGUCCCCUCUGGAUGUGGUUCUGGGUGCUGAUAAAGUGAUUGACGGCUUGGAGGCGGGACUUCAGGAGAUGUGUGCCGGCGAACGCAGAACGGUCACGAUACCCCCCCACCUAGGACAUGGCGAGAGAGGAGCGGGUGAUGUGCCCGGUAGUGCGGUGUUGGUGUUUGAGGUGGAGCUGGUGUCUCUGGUGAAGGGCAUUCCAGAGGGAUACCUGUUCAUCUGGCUCGACGAGCAGCCCAAAGACCUCUUCAGGGAACUGGACACCAACCAGGACGGAGAGGUCCCUUUAGAGGAGUUCUCGGCGUUCAUCUUGCAGCAGGUGUUGGAGGGCAAAGGUCGCUUGAAGCCGGGGGCGGAACCUGAUGAGGUAAUCGCUGACAUGUUUAAAAACCAGGACAGGGACGAAGAUGGCAGAAUCACCGCCGACGAACUGAAGCUCAAGACAGAAGAGGACGCAGAGAAGACUACACACGAGGAACUAUAACACACACACACACGACACAAGAAGUAACUAUGUACAACACACACACACACACAAACACACAAGAGGGACUAUAACACACACUCACAGUUGAAUACACUGCCUUUAUUUGUUACAGCAGGAAGAUCAAAUCGGAACACCCACACGUAUACACACACACACACAUCUGCUGACAGCUUUGACGCAAUCCCCCCCAUCCCCUUGGCCUAGGACAAGUGACCGCUGUUGGCUUCCUUGCACACACGCAAAUGCACACACAUACACACCAUUGUACA
Engraulis encrasicolus (European anchovy) is the source of this 2266-nucleotide messenger RNA. RefSeq names its product peptidyl-prolyl cis-trans isomerase FKBP10-like. Gene Ontology annotation, cellular component: endoplasmic reticulum. Gene Ontology annotation, molecular function: calcium ion binding; peptidyl-prolyl cis-trans isomerase activity. Lineage: Eukaryota; Metazoa; Chordata; Actinopteri; Clupeiformes; Engraulidae. The transcript is spliced from 11 exons. The record is from RefSeq and is a predicted model, not a curated record. The coding region runs from base 300 to 1994 and encodes 564 amino acids.